Lachancea nothofagi CBS 11611 is the source of this 1059-nucleotide messenger RNA. The record is from the annotation of a GenBank genome assembly. NCBI's taxonomy places the organism in Eukaryota, Fungi, Ascomycota, Saccharomycetes, Saccharomycetales, Saccharomycetaceae.
AUGAAGUAUCUAACUGAGCAUUUGCCGCGGAUAGGAACUGUCACGGUAAUCCUGGAAAGCGAAAUUAAACUUAGCAUUAAAAACCUCCGCUCUGGAAGUUUGGAACUCGUGGACAUCAAUGGUUUAUCUUUUGUCAUUGAGCUACCUCAUCGCAUCCAAAUAAACAGUGGCCGGAGAGGUCUACAAAAGUCCAAUGACUGUCAUACGUUACGCUUGAAAGUAGCAAAGGAUGCAGGAGGUGAUGACAUCUACAAAGAUCGUUCAGUGAACCGCAUGAUGCUGGUGUCUCCAAAUAAAUGGAUGCGGAGAGAUCUAAUGGAAAGUGUUAGCUUUGAAUUACAAUGCCCUGUAUGCCAUAACUGCCUGAUUUCUCGCCAAGACUGCCGCAAAAUAAGUGACAUGCCAUCUGAAUUUUGGGUUGAGCUCAUGGACUAUUGGCAUUGCCAUAAACCCUUGAAUGACGAUCAGGUUAAAGUCGACCGUUACGCUAAGCUUGAGCCGCUUCAAGAUGAACUGUUGAUUGGAACAUCAUUCUUUUCUGUUAAGAGUACUUGGUCGACAAAGAGGAUGAAGCUUUUACCGGAGUCGAUUCAAUGUGCGAAGUGUCAGCGUACAUUGGGCCAAAUUUCUCGGGACUGUGCGCUGUAUAACAUUAACAAGUGGGAUGUCAAUUUGGUUCGAGGGGGUCUUUUAGAAAGCUAUCCGCCUGAGUUGCAUGUAGCUUCAUCCCUUUUGAAUUGCCUGAAUUCCAACGCUACGCGCGUGACAGUUUUGAAGUGUUCGAGGACCGAGCGAAGCGUCCUUAUUUGGUUAUUUGCCGUUGAUGUCGAUGUGUCACUCACCGGUAGUCAACUUCUAAAAAAUUGCAUAAAAGUCUACUAUAAAGACACAUGUCAAACUUAUCCAGAGUCAAGCGGUUUCCAAAACGUUGAAAAUAUUCUUGUCCCUGAGCUACCAUUUGAACGUUUCGUGGAAAGGCUACGUUCUGUCAAUGCUCAGUUGCCGAGCGCCGUUCGAACUAUGGACUCUUGGAACUUGAGCUUUAUAGAGUCAUCUUGA